Molecule: messenger RNA, 2757 nt
Organism: Astrephomene gubernaculifera
Lineage: Eukaryota; Viridiplantae; Chlorophyta; Chlorophyceae; Chlamydomonadales; Astrephomenaceae
Source: the annotation of a GenBank genome assembly
UACUGAGGAUUACUUCCUGAUAACCACGCUCACUUGGAAUUACAUAUCGAACACCGCUGCACGCCUUAACGCACGCGUUCGUGGUUGCAGCACUCUUGCAUGAUAGCUUGCAUAGCAAGUUAGCACAGCGAUCCGAACUUUCGGGACAAGGAACAUGUCGAUCAAGUUAUUGAAAUCGAGCGCUCAUGCUCGUCUAUACCGGGGCGGUUUAGUGUGCCGAGUCCCAAGGAUGUCAACCGUUCCCAAAGCGAUGACGACAAAUGGACGGCUUCAGGCGAUCAGCUGCCCAGCGCACCAUUCGUCUACAGCUCUAUCCGUUAUGGCUGCCGCGGCUGCCGGUACCUUGCUUGCGAAGCUCUCUGCCCUCAUGGCUGCCGGAGUUGCUCCGGGUGUGGUGCUGGCUUUGCUUCAUUCCUCGUCAGCUAUGCUUAAGCCGACUGAGAGCUUCUAUCACCACCCACUAACGCUCCAUGGAGCCCUGCCUGGGAAGGUCGCAAUUGCUCAGGCGCCCACUCCCGCGACCCAACCCACAAGCUCCGCACUGCCAUCAGAGUGGUUCAUCGCUACCUCGGCGGCCCAGUGGCUCGACCAGCACCGGCUGGCCGCCGCGUCAGGCGCCCUGCUCGCCACCGUCUUUGUCUCCGACAAGGCCGCACGCGCACACGCACCCCUCCUAGAGCGCCUCCGCCGCAGCUAUGGCACCGGCCCCGCCGCUCCCGUGCGCUUUGUCUUCGUCCACAUCGGCCCUGGCUUCGCGCGCCGCAACCACGCCUGCUGCGCCGCCGCCGCCGCCCCCCGCGGCUCCCAAGCCCUGGUCCUAGGUCACCUGGCGCAUACCGCUGCCGUACACGGCCUAGACGUGGCGCUGAGCUCGCUGCUGCCCGGCGGCAUCCGCGCCUUCCCCUCCGUGCUGCUAACGGCUCCCUCGGGCGGCUCCGCGCGCUGCUGUGCGGCCAGCCGGGUGGGCGAGCUGACUCAGCUGGUGUCGGACUGGGCCUUCAUAAACCGCAGCUUCGCGCUGGCACUGGCGCGCGGCAGGGCGGCGGGGGCAGGUGGGGUGGGGGCGGAGAGCGCGGAGGGGUUGCGGAUGCCGGAUGGCGGGGAGUUGGCUGCGAGGGCGCGGGAGGAGGUGCGGAAGUCGCUGGAGCGGGCGGUGUCGCUGCCGCUACCGCCUCCGCAGCAGCGGCCGCUGCAGCUGCAGCAGCAGAGGUCAGGCCGAAAUGGAGUUCUGAUGGCGUGAGGGAGGUAUUACUGUGUCACCGGGAAGGAGGGAUGAGGGAUGUGGAAUGCGGUUUUGUUUGUAGGUCGUGGAGUCAGCCUUGUGUGUGUAUUGUACCUGUUUGUAGGGACAGCGCUACCGGCGGCCGAGGCCAUCACCUGCGCAAACUAUUCAUUGUGCUGUUGAUGUUGCUCUGCCUCGCACAUACUGCAGCGGCAGUCCUUUCGGUUCGUUCAGCUACCGAUUGGGUAGCCCAGUGUUCGAAUCUGCUGUUUAUAACCCCGUGUGAUCCCCUGCAUGCUUGUGUUCGCAUCGCUCCUACCGCGGAUGUGGAAGCACUGACCGGUGAGACACGCGACAACUCAGUGUUGCGUUGUACCCUAUUAGAGGAGGCGGCCCUUUUUGUGUGAGAAAUGCAUUAAACUGUCUACUUUUGGUUGAUUGUCAGUUGACCGUUUUAUGUGGCAGGUGUGUGUGGUCAUGCAGAGUUUAUAGGAGUCUGUAUAGCAAGGCGAGUUUUGCCCAAGAUGACUUUCAACUGGUGGGGUUCACAAUGACGAUCAAGUAUGAAGUGCGGGAUGAUUAAGGCUGUAUCAGGAUGUUAACUAAGUACGACAAGCUAUGGUAUGCGGAAUGACACUAAUAUGACACGUGAAGAGUUAACUGUGGAUGGGGAUGACGCUGACGACCUUGGCAUUAUUCCUUGCACUAUAAGAGCCCCCCGGCGCGUUUUUGUGAUUCCCCUCCGCGCACCUUUUUUUCGGCACACACGCCCGGCUCAUAUUGUACAGUUUGUUCGUUGCUGCUGAGAGCUAAUUUUGAAAUGUGCAUCAAGGGUUUGGGGCGGCACGUGCACGUGUACUGCCACCUACUGUCCCCUCUCUGCCGUGUCGGUAGGAUCAUGUUGACGAUCGUUUGGUUUGGCUGUUUAGGUCCUUUACGGCUUGGAUUCAAGUCAGGACCUGUUGGGAUGGUUUGUCCAGUUCUGUGGCAUUACCUAGCUGAGCUCCGAAUGGGUGUUCCCGGUAUUGCUUUGUCUGGCAAGGCGAAGGCACCGCAAUAAUGACUGUUUGUGAUACCCCCUGUACACCAAACGCCGUAUUUUUGCGGGUGUAGUAUAUAAGAUCCUGAUGAUGUACAGAAAUACCACUGUAGGAGAAGUAGAGGUGGUCCUUUUAGUGAUGGCUGUACCCACUUGGUGCCCAUGUAUUGCCCGUUGUAGUGUUUUUUGAGGAACUCUCACAUUUUGCUAUCGCGUUCGUUGCCGUUUCCUCCCAGAGUGGGGGCAUCCUGGCGCUCUCCACUCCCCUAACAGUGCAGUGCAGCAUGCUGAGCAGGCUGUACAGGGUAUUCAUGUCAGGACUGACCAUGGCGCCCUCCGACGGUGCACACACACGCUCGAUAUGUCGGUGAUGCUCGCACGCCGCCCCAGGUGGGCACUCAUUGCUUGUAUUUAGACAGUUGGUCGUUCGCAAGACGGUUAAUCGUUCGUAUGGUCGUAUAACAUAUCAUUAGCCAUGUGUAACACAUCCUACGCG